AGUUGAAAAUGUAAGCAGGUUGGGUCUAUUUUAUGGCGGAAGGAGACACUGUGGAAAGUAGUACCGGUAAGUUUAGACUGGAUAAGUUGUGACAGUGGCGGUGAAGUCACUCAGAAGUUCCUGCAAGCGUUCAUUGCGUGAGGACAUCUCUAUAGCAGACACAGCUCCAGCCAUGUCUCAGACUAAAGAUGCGGGCUCUGCCCUCUUCAAGACGCAGCAGUUGCAUGCUGCUAUGACAGACACCCUCCUGGAGCACCUGUGCCUGCUGGACAUCGACUCUGAGCCCCCAGUGACCCGCAAUACAGGCAUCGUCUGCACAAUCGGACCUGCCUCUCGAUCUGUGGAGAUAGCAAAGGAGAUGAUCAAGACCGGCAUGAACAUUGCACGUAUGAACUUCUCCCACGGAUCACACGAGUACCAUGCUGAAACCAUCAAGAAUGUGCGUGAAGCCGCUGAGAGUUUUGGACCUGGUAGCAUUGAGUAUCGUCCUUUGGCCAUUGCCCUUGACACCAAAGGGCCGGAGAUCAGAACUGGACUUAUUAAGGGCAGUGGCACUGCAGAGGUAAAUCUGGUCAAAGGUGAGAUGAUCAAGGUCACUUAUGAUGAGAAGUUCAUGGAUAACUGCGAUGAGAAGACCCUGUGGCUGGACUACAAGAACAUCACCAAGGUGGUGCAGAUAGGCAGCCAUGUUUACAUUGAUGAUGGUCUUAUAUCACUUAAGGUUAAGGAAAUUGGUUCGGAUUUCCUGAUCUGCGAGAUUGAGAAUGGAGGUAUGUUGGGCAGCAAGAAGGGAGUGAACCUGCCUGGCGCUAGUGUCGACCUGCCCGCUGUGUCCGAGAAGGACAUUAAAGACCUUCAGUUUGGUGUGGAGCAGGGUGUGGAUAUGGUUUUUGCAUCCUUUAUCCGCAAGGCAGCUGACGUGCAUGCCGUCAGGAAGGUGCUCGGAGAAAAAGGCAAGAAGAUCCUAAUCAUCAGCAAGCUGGAGAACCACGAAGGCGUGCGAAAGUUUGAUGAGAUCCUGGAGGCUAGCGACGGCAUCAUGGUCGCCCGUGGAGAUCUAGGUAUUGAGAUUCCCACUGAGAAGGUUUUCCUGGCUCAGAAGAUGAUGAUUAGCCGCUGUAACAGGAUUGGAAAGCCGAUCAUCUGCGCCACACAGAUGCUGGAAAGCAUGACCAAGAAGCCUCGCCCCACCCGUGCUGAGAGCAGCGAUGUGGCCAAUGCCGUGCUUGAUGGUGCCGACUGCAUCAUGCUGAGCGGAGAGACGGCCAAAGGAGAUUAUCCACUGGAGUCUGUGCGAACACAGCACCUGAUCGCCCGUGAAGCUGAAGCCGCAAUGUUCCACAGGCAAGUUUUUGAGGAGCUCCGUCGUACCUCCCACCUAACCCGUGACCCCACUGAGACCGUGGCCAUUGGCGCUGUGGAGGCUUCCUUCAAAUGCUGCGCCAGUGCCAUCAUUGUCCUCACCAAGACUGGCAGGUCUGCCCAACUGCUGUCCAGGUACAGGCCACGUGCUCCUAUCCUGGCCGUGACCCGUGAGGGACAGACGGCUCGACAGCUGCACCUGUACCGCGGUGUCAUCCCCAUCUUCUACAACAAGCCUGCCAAUGAUGUAUGGGCUGAAGAUGUGGAUCUACGCGUCAGCUUCGCCCUAGAGCUGGGCAAAGCCCGAAAGUACUUCAAGUCUGGUGAUCUUCUGAUCGUGGUCACAGGUUGGCGUCCGGGCUCUGGCUACACCAACACUAUGCGUAUUGUUGUGGUACCUUGAGCACAGUCUCAUGGACUAUUUAUCGAAUGUUCAUCAUUCAUAAGUCACAAAAUAGCUCUGUGAGUCUAACAACAUUUCCAAAAGUUUUUGAGUGGUGCCGUCAAACGUUUAAGGCGUCACAGAGCUUCUUUAACCUUUUCCAUCCCACUGCAGAAUUGUAUUCAUCAGCCCUCUUACAGUCACAAUUUUUGUAAUCUUUAAGUAUCACAAGACAACAUAAUUCCAACAUUUUUCCCUGUAAGUUAUUUUGUGUGUUUUGUUUCUUUUAUUCGGAAACAAUUAAACAGUGGAUCAUU
This is a messenger RNA of Misgurnus anguillicaudatus (oriental weatherfish), 2061 nucleotides long. NCBI's taxonomy places the organism in Eukaryota, Metazoa, Chordata, Actinopteri, Cypriniformes, Cobitidae. The record is from RefSeq and is a predicted model, not a curated record.